AUGUCACUGGUGCCUCCACACCCCGCUGCUUAUGGGCCUCCACCGCCUCGCGCUUCUGCUGCUCCCUUCGUACCUCCUCCCCCUCCGGGAUAUGGGCAAAGCGGCUCGCCAUAUGUGGCCUCAUCGUCGGUAGGCCCGCGGAAACGACUGAUCGCAACAUGCGACGGAACAUGGCUCGAUGCGGACAGUGGCCUCAGGAAUGGUCACCGACAACCUCCUUCGAACGUGUCGCACUUUGGCUGGGCUGUAAAGGACACAUCUUCUGACGGCAUACCACAAGUGGUCCAUUACCAAGCUGGAGUCGGCACAUCGGGUGGCAUACUCAGUCGAGUCGUAGGAGGGACAACAGGAGAAGGGCUGGAGGAAAAUGUACGCGAAACGUAUUCCUUCCUGGCAAUCAACUACCGCGAGGGUGACGAGAUUUUCCUCCUGGGCUUCAGUAGAGGGGCGUGGACGGCGAGAAGUGUUGCUGGAAUGAUUGGUGCGCUUGGUCUGCUGACCAGGCAGGGUCUGCCCAUGUUUCCAGAAAUAUACAUGGAUUUCGAGCGCAGAUCAGACCUCAAAUACAUACCUCGCUGGCCGGAUGUACCAUUCCCAGACAAGCCAUCCUUCGACGACCCCGCAUAUGUCGCAGAGCUUCAGCGUAGAGGGUUGACGAGGACGAAUAUUCCAAUCAAGGCCGUUGGAGUGUGGGACACUGUGGGAAGUUUGGGCAUUCCGGUCCCCCUCCCUGGUAUUUUCGGAAGACUGGGAAAUGGAAGACUGUCGAAAGAGUACAGCUUUUACGACACAUCACUGCAGGAGUGUAUCGAAAAUGCAUUUCAAGCUCUUGCGCUUGACGAGGAGCGAGCCCCUUUCGCGCCAGCGCUGUGGGAGAAACCGAGAAGAUCCACGACAAAUCUCAAGCAAGUUUGGUUCCCUGGCGUGCAUUCAAAUGUGGGAGGUGGGUACGAUGAUGCAGAUCUUGCAAACAUUACACUCGCGUGGAUGAUGUCGAGGAUGGAACCAUUCAUUGACUUCCGGCCAGACUACAUGAUGCAGCUUUACCAAAAGAACAAACAGCACUACCGGGCUAGUGGACAGAGGUCGAGACAAUGGUCGUUUGGUGAGAUUCCUGACAGCAUGAUGGGCAUUUACGCUCUUGCUGGGAAGCGGACAAGGACGCCUGGCAAUUACUUUCGAACCGACCCACACAACGGCAGAACGACAUCGAAACGGCUGAAGAACACGAACGAGUAUAUACAUGCCUCGGUGAGAUCACGAGUAGGAUUAGGCGGCCCUGGCGUGCAGGAUAGGGGAAGAUACGAUUGUAAAGCCUUGAAAGACUGGAGUUUCGAGCUUGACCCUCAGAGCGCUGACGCUAAAGAGCCCAUGGUUGUGUGGAAGAACAUGUCAGGCCGGAAGGAGGGCCAGAUGGUUAUUCCAGAAGCUGCGUUGCUUGAGACCGAAAGACGACUGCUAGAAAUGAGUUCUAAGGUCGAGGAUUACGUUUUGGAUAUGAGAGAACCACGAAAGUCACGAAGCAGACGAUGA
Molecule: messenger RNA, 1533 nt
Organism: Endocarpon pusillum Z07020
Lineage: Eukaryota; Fungi; Ascomycota; Eurotiomycetes; Verrucariales; Verrucariaceae
Exons: 3
Coding region: 1-1533 (510 amino acids)
Source: RefSeq, a predicted model, not a curated record